AUGAAUGCCAAAGCCAGCUCCAGCGCGAAGAAGUCGCCGCCCCGUCCGCUGCCUCGACCGCCGCCAUGGAAGCCGCCGCCAGGUGCCUCUCUCGCAACGAGUGAAGUGCGUCGUUCGCCCCCUCUGCCUCCUCGUCCGGAGCCUUCAAGUCGACCGCUACUGCCUACCCUCGCUCGCAGCGUUACGGAAACACCCUGCUCGUCUGGAUUCGUCGCCCAGCCGAGGACCAUCGCCGAAGGACUGGCAGCCACCCGCCCGGAAGAACUGCCGAAAGAGUCGCCGAUAGGGAACCGGACACGGGCGAAGAAGAAGAAGAGGAUGGAGUGCCCCCCGACACAGGCCGGACUGUCGAUGCCUACGCUCUACGAGCUGUUCUCGGAUCCGCCAGCGGAAGGUAGCCUGCCGGUUCAACCGGAGCGAGAGAGCCCCCCCACCAGCCCUGCCGAAAUGGACAGAAGAGGAACGGAGACAAGCUCACCGGAGUCUCCGGUCGGAGCCGGCACAGUUUCGACGAGCGCCGUCUCACCGCCUGCCUCUCCGGCUGGACCCCGCUCCUACGCCGCCGCAGUCACUGGACGCGAACGGGAGACGCCCACCGCUGACGUCACCCCGACCGACCCUUCGUCGGAGAGAGAUGCGAACUCCGCUGGUCAGAGAAUUGUUUCAUCGAUCCCGAACUCGCCUGCCACCCAGGGAAGAAGCAGCCCCGCUCCGAGGACCGACAGCCCUGACGGCACUAGCGAAAGGCUUCCCGCCGACGCCCCGCCCUGCUUCGUCAAGGAGGCGGAGCUUAACCUAACAUUUCCUUUAAAGCUCCUUCCUGGGGGAGUCAUGGACGGGUGUAAAACAAUCCCUGCUGCGUCAUCUGUUGGCUGA
Messenger RNA from Uloborus diversus, 876 nucleotides. RefSeq lists its product as uncharacterized. The transcript has a single exon. The record is from RefSeq and is a predicted model, not a curated record. Bases 1 to 876 code for a protein of 291 amino acids. NCBI's taxonomy places the organism in Eukaryota, Metazoa, Arthropoda, Arachnida, Araneae, Uloboridae.